GAGGCCUGCGGUGCGUGCCGGGCCGCCGGGGCCGGGCUCGGCCCGCAGCCUGCGCGGCGGCGGAGGGGGAGGAGGAGAGGGGCGGCCGGCGGCUUUCGGAGCCCGCCGCUCCUCGGAGGCCCUGACGGGUUAAAUGGCGCCGUCGCUCCGGUGGCCGAAACGCCGGGGAAUAAACGCCUGGAGCUCUGCCUCUCGGCCGGAGAGUGCUUCCCCCGGCCGGGGGAACAGCGGGACUUGGGUGGCGGCUGGAAUUCGGGACCCGUUCCUCCUUACCUGACAGACUCCCGGGGUUCGCCGGGAGGUCCCCGUGCACACGUCGAGCGGUCCUGUCCUCUGGGACGCUUUUUUAAGCCAGCUUUCAGGUGAAGUUCAUCAAAGGCAACGAUGGAACGGUUUGGAGUGAAGUCUGCUCCGUCACGUAACCGCUCGAAGACUGCUUUGUAUGUAACUCCUCAGGAUCGUGUAACUGAGUUUGGCAGCGAGCUGCACGAAGAUGGAGGAAAACUCUUCUGUACUUCCUGCAAUGUGGUGCUGAAUCACGUUCGCAAGUCUGCCAUCAAUGACCACCUCAAGUCUAAAACACACACAAAGCGAAGGGCAGAAUUUGAAGAACAGAACGUCAGGAAGAAGCAAAGGACUCUGACUGCCUCCCUUCAGUGCAACAGUACUGCCCAGACAGAGAAAACCAGUGUCAUCCAGGACUUUGUGAAAAUGUGCCUGGAAGCUAAUAUUCCACUUGAGAAGGCUGAUCAUCCAUCUGUGCGAGCCUUCCUGUCCCGCUACGUCAAGAAUGGCAGUUCAAUACCUAAGUCAGACCAGCUAAGGAAAGCGUACUUGCCUGAUGGGUAUGACAAUGAGAACCAACUCAUCAAUACUGAAGACCGCUGAGAAUAAAACUCUUUUCAUCAUUGUUGUGAAGUUUUACAUAUUGAUGGUGUGGUUUAUUUUUAUAUUCAUGCAUAUAUACAGUGUUGCAUAUUGGGUUUACAAGCUAUUUUGUAUUAUUGUAGAAAUUACAAUCUAUUUGUGAACUUAAUGGUAUGCCACAGACUGUUGCUAUCCCUGCUGUAGACUUCAGAGCUCAAGAUGAACGUAGGGAACAUACCUGGCAUACACCAUAUCUAUGUUCAGUCCGGCUGUAACUGAUGCUAAGAAAAAAGCACUUGGAUGGAGGACCUCACUUACCUGAACAGUUCAGCUGCAUCUAAACAUAGGUGGAAGAAAGUGCGAUAGGGAUUGUACAUCAUGGCAGUGGAUUGCUUUUUCCUGUAUCCUGUCCACGAGUGGCCGAGGAGAAGUGCUGCGUAUUUGAGAUGCAAGAAGCUGUAGAAUGGUUAGUUAAAAUAUGACUGUUCUGUUGGGGAAGAAUUUAUUGCAAAUUCCCAUUCAAGUUUGGUUUAUGUUUUAUAAUGGGAAGUGUUUUUCCUCUAGAAUACUCUUAUCCUUUUGGGUGCAACUGUGGGUGUUUCCUUUUUCUAGCUUAAGUAGACAGUCUCUUGAAUUGACCUCUGGACUCCACUAUUCCCACAGAGCUAGGAGUUCUGCAGGUUUACCAUGCCUGCUUUUUAAAAAUAACUGUUUCAUUGUCUUUGUCUACCAUGUCCCCUUCAGUUUCAGUGCCAGUCUGUCUUUGAGAGUUGAGUGGACAAACCAGUAACCACGUGUGGUAUGCAGCUCAGCUAUUGGAAAGUGAAACUUACACUGGACCAAGAUCUUAGUAGAGAGGAUUAAUGCCUUUUUUUACUAGCAGGACAAAGGAUGUUAAAUCAAAAUUGGUGGAGGGAGAAGGCACUAAAUUGUUGAGAAAGCUUUUUUACAAUGCACAGGAGAAGAGGCUCCUCCAUCUUUCUCUGAAAGUUCUUUACAUCUCUGGCCCUGUCCUCAGCUUUUUAGUCAAAUGAGGUAAAGUGAUUAAAAUAGUUUCCAAAAUAGUUACUGCAAAGGCUGUUCAAUACCUUUAAGUGCAAAUAGGAAAGCAUGUAUACUUUGAAGCUAUACUGGAAUUACAGACCUGGGCUGUAUUUUUUACUCCAUGCCAAUGCCACAUCUAUUGGACUGGCAAAAGGUAAAAUGGGGAAUUGAAGAAUUUCAAUCAUGUUACCCUCUCUGAAAUCGAGUAAAAUAUUUCUGAGCUAUUCCAGAUUAUUAUGCCAAAUAGCCCACUUGAUAAAAGUACUCUAUGAAGUUUUUGAAUGGAAUGACAGGGCACUGUGCAAAAUGCUGGAAUACGACCAGCUUCUGCCUGCACUAGAUUUCCUUGAGAUGCUCUAGAUUCAGGGUGGUGCCAAAGCAUCUUCUAGCAGGGCAGAAAUUCUUCACACAGUGGGCACAGUGGUGCAAGUGUGCUUUAACUCCCUCAGGUGGAGCCUGUUGUUCUGUACAGCUUCCUUUGCCCAGUCCAGUUUCAGGGUAUCUGAUUUGAAGUUUGUUUUUUUUUCCCUGUUAUUUAGAGCAAUACUAAGUAAUUGCUGAAAAGAGACAAAAUAACCUGCUUAUGUUGUUUCUGUGGCUAUUUCAAGAGCUGUCUCUUUUUCUGGAACGAGAGAGACUUACAUACAUAAUAACAACUGGUUCUUGUGCCAUUAUCCUCUACGGAAAUGCACUUGUGUUACACUAUAACUGUCUUGUAGCCGCCUGCUAUGAGACCUCUUUGAAUAAGUGGAAAGAAUUAAAAGGCAAAGGCUGCGCAGCCAUGUGUACCAGCACACGGAUUCUCAGUACACUGCUGCACCUUCAGUCCCUGAUGAAGGCAGUGGGACUCCAUGCAGUCAUAGCAAUCCUGUCAAUGAUGUUGGUUCAGACGGAAAUAACAGUAAGAAUUUCUUUUCUCUAAUCCUAGAUAUCAAAAUAUGCCUUCCAAAAUACUGUUUGCUAUUGCACAAGUGUGGGUGUAACUUAAGAUCAUUACCUGCUUUGGGCUAGAACUGUUUUAUAAAACUUUUUAAGCCAAGUGAAAGGUACACUGCCAAUAACCUUUUCUGUCCUGACAAUAACUGAAAGUGUUCUUUUUACAGCUGCUGUGUUGGUACAGUGAAACAACAUUCUUGCUUACAUUUUUUUAUUGUUCUUUUUUACUUCAUGAAUGCUAUCUUAGAACUGAAGCAAAUAGAAAACAAUGGAGCAUUGAGAAAACAGGCUUCCGUUAAACAAAAGCAUCUAGAGAAGACAGUAUGCUUAAAAGGUAUGAAUUUGGGCUAGUUAGCUCAGUUCUUGCUUACAUGAAAUUUCACAGGCUGCACCCCAUAGCCAUUUUGUAUAGGAUUCCAUGCUGUAUGUUUUUUGUUUGACUGGCAAACUGACAGGCAUUUUGAAAAGAAUAGUAACAUUAAAUAGGCACUUGCACAACUUAAACAAAUUAAGUAACUUACACUUAUCCAGUUUUACAUAAAAAUAAAAGUUAGCAACAACAGCUUUUGUUAAAAAAGAAAAGCAGUCAUUUUCAAUAUGGCAAAGCAAAAUUAGAACACUUAUUUUUUCAAAAGCUUACUCGACUUAUAAAGCAGUGUGUACACAAAGUCUCAAUCUACAUAAUUAAUACAGUUCUGUAAGUAUUUUUGGUAAUUAUUCUAGUAUGAAUUUAUUUUAAUGCAGAAUUCCUGCAGAGGCUAUGAGCCUGGAGAGGAACCUUAAGGAAGUAACCAUAGCCUACCAACUCAACAAUUUGGAAGCAAAAAUCGAUCAUCAGGAUUUUGAAUGGAACUGACUAAAUUCCAAUGCACAGCAGUUUGUAGGACACUGGUGUCUUAAUAAUAGGACAUUUUUAUUAAAAAAAAGGCCACAACAUUUUUCAAGCUUUUUGAAAAAUCAGGAUCCUGACCCAGUGCAACAAACAUUUAUAUUGGAGUAAAACAGUGAAAAACAAAGCACUUCAAAGUAAUCUAGAAAGAAUAGUGAAUAAGUAAGUUUAUAUUUGUGGACAUAAUCCACAUAAUCAACAAGACAGUUACACUUAUUUUCUUUGAAAGUAAAAAUGGUUCCACUCAGUCUUGGAACAGAGUCCUGCAAACACUUAAGUUCAGAGCAUAAUUUGCCAGUAUGGCUAUAGUUGAAUAAAUUAUAACCUUGGUUUAAUUGCUAUUGAUCUUAGGGAAGAUUUACAGCAAAAGUGUUUUUGGUAUAUCUAUACCUAAGUAAUAACCAAUUCUGCUGUGGAUAAGUUGUUUAACAGCCUCCACACAGCUUUCCUUUUUUUCUGCAAGAGUGCAGCAUAAUUUUUCCCAUGUAUUUCUUGUAAAGAGUACUCUCAGAAUUAAAGGGAGGAUGGUAACAAUGUUUGCUUUUAAUUUUACAUAUAUAUAUAUAAAGAGAAGCUAUGAGGGAUGCUUUUUGCCAGGUGGUUUUAUUAAUGUUUGAAGCUCUGAAUGUAAUAUUAAAAAAAGAAAAGAAAAGAAAAGAAAAAAGAUAACUAUUUUCUUCUCUGACCAUGUACUUAUAUUAGUUUAACCAACUCACAGCUAAAAUUGCUCCAAACUGGUUUUCUUGGAACAACACUUUCAAACAUUAAAAUGCAACCGGGAAUAUUCUCUGGUUUGUGAAUACAUGUAUGCACCAUGUUAGUUUAAGCUUGCAUGUUCCUGAAAAAAACUGAGCAAGUUCUAAUAUUUUUAAGUAUUUUGAAGCCUGUAAUUUGGCAGGUCCCUAGAGGAGGUGAAGCAUUUGCCAUAAUGAAAGGGAAAGCUGUUUUUCAAUUGAGAGAGAAACUUGGUUCUGCAAAGUAUGGGAUAUUCUCAUGAUAGAAGGACUAUUUUUAGGCAGACCCCCUUUUAGCAAUUGUGUUGAACUGAACAGUGAAAUGCUCCCUGCUAGGUUUUGCAGCAUGAGCUGGUUUUCAGGGGGGAGGAGUUAAAAAAAAAAAAAAAGCUGGAAGUUUGGCAAGGAUAAUCUCUAUUUAUAUUUACAUAUAAAGAGAGCCAAGACUCACUGUUGUUGUGUUCACAUUGUACUCACUGCUAACUUUGUGUAAUCUGAGUGGUUGUUGUCUUUGUACAAUUUUAAGGUUGUGUCUAACUUUCAGAAUAAAUUUUUAUUAACAAA
Messenger RNA from Apus apus (common swift), 5034 nucleotides. RefSeq names its product CGG triplet repeat binding protein 1 (gene CGGBP1). Gene Ontology annotation, biological process: regulation of transcription by RNA polymerase II. NCBI's taxonomy places the organism in Eukaryota, Metazoa, Chordata, Aves, Apodiformes, Apodidae. Gene Ontology annotation, cellular component: nucleus. Bases 385 to 888 code for a protein of 167 amino acids. Gene Ontology annotation, molecular function: double-stranded DNA binding. The transcript is spliced from 2 exons. The record is from RefSeq and is a predicted model, not a curated record.